This is a messenger RNA of Austrofundulus limnaeus, 3017 nucleotides long. RefSeq names its product adaptor related protein complex 5 subunit beta 1 (gene ap5b1). The record is from RefSeq and is a predicted model, not a curated record. The coding region runs from base 133 to 2934 and encodes 933 amino acids. NCBI's taxonomy places the organism in Eukaryota, Metazoa, Chordata, Actinopteri, Cyprinodontiformes, Rivulidae. The transcript is spliced from 3 exons. Gene Ontology annotation, biological process: endosomal transport. Gene Ontology annotation, cellular component: lysosomal membrane; AP-type membrane coat adaptor complex.
UGAGGAAGUGAGAAGGGGUUGUUGAUAGGUUUGUCUUCACAGUAAAGAAGCUGCAGAAUGCUUUAACGUCGGAGGGGCGCAGUUAUCGAGAUGAACAUCUCUCCAUUAUAAAAGCUUGAGGUUUCAGUGAAGAUGGCGUCAAACUGGCCGGAGAGGGUUGGUUGUUUUUGCAGCUGUCCGUCUGACUUCCUGUCGGGAACAAACCCUGAGGUGUUCCUGACGGAGCUGCUGAGGGAGCUCCGAGAUGACAGAGUCAGCUACAACCUGAAGGUGGUCCUGUUGAUGCCCCUCUGUGAGUACCCGACCCUGCUGUGUCUGUCAGAAUCUGCAGGGGAAGAGACAGCGUUGGACCUGAUGUCGGUGUUCGCCCAGUGUCCACCCACGUCCACCCAGUUCCGCUGCCAGCUCCUGGUGGCCCUCACCUGUGUCCUCAUCUGCUCCUCCUGUGCACGCAAGCGUUCCCGAGCGUCCCUGGACUUCCUGGACYUGAUUUUUCAGGUGGCUCAGGAUGUGGGUGACAUCAACAACCUGCAGCGCUCCCUCCGGGCCACAGCUUGUGACUGCCUUCGAGAGCUGGAGGCCUGCAGCCCGGGUCUCCUCUCCCAGCGCCUGGAGCGCCUGGGUGAGCUGCGGCAGCAGGAGACCUCGGGGCUGCACCAGGUCUACGCGGGUCUUCAAACUGUGGUCCUUAGAAACGGAGUGUAUCAGCUGAGUCGGGAACCAGGAGCGGGGGCCGAGCAUCUUAAAGCUCUCCUAGGAGGAAACACUUCGGCUGUGUGGGAAGCAGAGCAGGACUCACUUCAGAUGACAGGCGAAGACUCCCCUGGACUGGCCUCUCUGAUCCUGGGCUCAAUGGGCUCGGUGCUGACACUGCACACCGGAGCGGACUGUAAGGAACUGAAAUCUGUCCUGUCCUCUCUGUUAGAGGAGUCCUACCUUCUCACCCCGCUGUGCCAGGCUGCACUCCUACACAGACUCACAGAGGUGGUUGCCAUGGUACCUGGGAUCACUCCGGCCAUAUUACGAGCUCAGCUGCUGCGACUGCUGGGAACCAGCGAGGUGUGUCUGUUCCAUGUGGCCCUGCUGAUGAAGAGCGCCUUCACAGACAGCCUGUUCAGCGCUGAGGACGAGGCCUUCCUUCUAAAGCGGUUGGUGGUCCUGUCCCAGCACCCUGUCCUCAGCACUCCUGAGAAGCUCUUCUACAUCGACUGCAUCCUGCACUUCCCAGAGAACCGGCCAAUCGGCUGCGGCGAUGGCGACGAAGCCCUUCCUGUGCUGUUAACCCCCCAGCUGGCCUCAGCCCUGCUGCCCACUGUGUUCAACGACGGCCCCACCCUGCUGGCUCGGCUCCGCCUGCUGUCCCUGGUCUACCUGGAGGAGGGGGAGCUCGGGGGGCUAACCUACCUGUACGAUCAGCUGAUGUCACUGCUGCGUGUCGUAGGGAGCGGAGGCAGCAGAGAGAUUGUGGUGACCUUCUUCAGAGCCGUCUUCCUCUUCCUCCUUUCCUUUAGCCACGUGGAGCGGUUCUGUUCGGGUCUGAGCGGACAGCUGUGUCAGCUGUACCUGCAGCACCCCCAGCUGGCUCCUCACCUCAUCAACAUGGCCGAUCAGACUCAGGAGAGCCUGUUCGAGUCCAGCUGGCCUUUAGAGCUACUGAGGGGCCUCCAGAAGGUGAUCACAGAGGCCCCGCUGACCCAGCUCACCCUGCGGUCCCUCAGCUGGCACCUGAAGGUUCUGGCUCGGGUGGCAGAGGAAGCAGAAGUCUGCCAGCACAGCUCCCUGGGCUUCCUGUCCAGCAUCAUCACCCCCUCCUCUCCUUUGUGUGCAGAUGGCGACUGGCAUCUGGGAAACGACAUGCUGAGAGUCUGCCGCUGCUUGCUCCUCCACCCCUCUGUGGACUCGCUGCUCGUCCCUCUGGCGGACAUCCUUCAGCACCUCACGUGUUGUUAUGGAGACACAGACAUUCAAGACCACGCCCGCCUGUACUACACCCUCCUCACCACGUUGUCCCAGGAGAAGCUGGCAGCAAUGCUGGCACAGGGCUCGAGUGAAGGUGGACAUCAGGUCAAAAAGAGAACCCUCUCAUGCCUCAUGGCUGAGAGCGAGGGGCUGACGAGCGCACUGACCAUUCACCGGACAGACAGGCCUGUACUCUGUUUGACUCAGGCUCCUGAACAGCCAACAGAAACUAAAACUUGUGUCCCAGAUCAGAACAAGGUACAGGAACCUCUGGAAWCCUACAGAGCUCAGUUCACUGACCCUCAUUUUGCCUCAGAAAUGACCCUGAAAUACCAGCUGACCCACACGGAGGACUCUGACCCCCGAUUCCACCAGAUCUUCAGCAUUCGCCUCCACUUCUGCCUCACCCACCAUCACUAUGAGCAGCUGGAGGACAUCAGCGUCCCGUGUCUCUUCAGGGAGCGACCACCGCCUGUGGUCCAGCUGAGACUGAAACCCCAGCAGCCUUACCCAAACACCCUUCAUGUCAGCGCCAUCUUCACCACCUGCGACGGGUUCACCUGGCUCACCGACCUGCCUGAUGUUCACGUGGCCUUCCAGCAGCUCUUCAUGCCCCUGCCUGCACCUCCAGCCUGGAGUCCAGGGAGCAGACUGCAGCUGUUCCAARAACUCUGGGACGACAUCUGCUCUGAAAGCGGAGGUGGAAGCCGCAGCCUGUUCUGCUGCCAACUGAGGGGCGUGGCUCUGAGGAUGCUGCUGAACAAGCACCUGCUCCCCUUCCUUUUGUCAGACCCAUGUGGUCAAGAAGAGUUCCAGGUUCUGUUGUACCUCCCUCCACAGAACCACUUGCUGCUGAACAUCAGAGCCGAGGAGGACACCGUGCACUUCAACGUCACCACUGAUAACUGGCAGCUGCUGCCGCACCUGAACUCUUACCUGUUGACCAUCACAUCUUCACAGCGUGCUGUCAGCUGACACAACAGUUUUAGACCAAAGCAGUUGUUUUAACAUCUUCGUUUUGUUCAAUUCCAAUGAAUAAACUUCAAAGUUGAUUGAAA